Paramacrobiotus metropolitanus is the source of this 2263-nucleotide messenger RNA. Its product is annotated as histamine H2 receptor-like. The record is from RefSeq and is a predicted model, not a curated record. The coding region runs from base 836 to 1897 and encodes 353 amino acids. Gene Ontology annotation, molecular function: G protein-coupled receptor activity. Gene Ontology annotation, biological process: adenylate cyclase-activating adrenergic receptor signaling pathway. Lineage: Eukaryota; Metazoa; Tardigrada; Eutardigrada; Parachela; Macrobiotidae. Gene Ontology annotation, cellular component: membrane. The transcript is spliced from 4 exons.
AAGUUAGCUGCAGUGCAUUCUGAAUGAGCCACGUACGUAUGUACAAGUACAAGUAGCAAACAGCCGUUAUUACACAUUGGUUGGACACAUCAAAGACCUAAACGUGUAUCCAUUGCUAAACUGAUCCAGCAGCUAGAUCCCAUCAGCUGAUAUUAAAUCGGGGAUCUCAUGGGUCCGGCUUCACACACAGGCCUGUACGAGCGCGCAGCGGAUAUCUUCUCUAGUUGGAGCUUGUUGAGCGGAUAGCCGGAUAAGUUGUAGUGUGCUAUUGACUCAUAAAAUCUCAACGAAACACUUCCGUUUCACUGGAUGUGGUCUGGCGCACUGUGACGCGUGUACUGCCCCAUGAUUCCUUAACAAAAACAUGCAAAAAUGAAUGUUUUGAUAGCGGGGAGCAAUGGAAAAGUCGUAGCCCAAUUUGCCACUGUCAUACACCACUGGUGGCGGUUGGUUGUGGACUUGUACUGCGGCACACAACGGCAGGCACUCAUCAUAGAGAUUUUCGGGUGACAUGACAGAUCAUGCUGGUCUUUUUCUGUGUAUGGUCCGUGUGUGCAUGCAUGCGUCCCGGCGCUCCCGACGGGUCUUUUCACUAUUUUUUACGUCAAUGGCGGAAAAAGAAACAUAAUCGUUACUUUGCGUGUGUCAGCGCUGGUGCGGACACAAAUUACUUGCCGACUGGUGUGUGUCGCCGACGACUGCCGCGCCGUGGAUUCCUUAUAGCGGCCAAAAAAUUGUGGAUUAGUUAGGAUUUUCUUGUGCGAACGAAAUACUGUUUAAUUUUGCGGCCCCGUAUAUAAUACGCCGGACGAUUACACAUUCCGAUUGUUGUUAUAUGGAUUCCCUACAUGAUAACUCAACGGCGCUAUCUGAUCCAGAAAAUUCAUCCAUUAAUGCCCGACAUCGGGAAUUGUAUAUCCUUAUCUUAACCAUCAUACCCACAUUGAUUAUUGUCAUUGGAACAGUGGCCGGAAAUGUGCUGGUCUGUGUGGCGAUUGGCUAUAGUCGUCAGUUGCGGAAGAACAUUACAAAUGCCUUUUGUGCAUCGCUGGCGAUUAGCGAUCUCCUAUUGGGCAUUUUUGUCUUGCCCAUAAGUUUUGGCCGUUUGCUCACCAAUAACUGGACACUUGGGAGUAUAUUAUGCAAUGUGUACAUUUCCAUGGACGUCUUCCUGUCCACAGCGUCGAUUCUUAAUUUAUUCAUUGUCUCCAUCGAUCGCUAUUACGCCAUAACGCGGCCCUUUCUCUACCGGACCAUUAUCAACAAGCGCACCGCCACGGCCAUGCUGACCUUUGUAUGGCUGUUGUCCUUCGUCAUCGCCUUUGUCCCGAUCUACUUUGGAUGGAAUACAUUCAGUGGUGUUGUCCAGAAUCGACAUAAUCCUAUCCGGUGUGACUUUCUGGUGGAGAGUCUACCCUACAGUCUAACGAUCGGCGUGGGCACCUUCUACAUCCCGUUACUGAUACUGUACUUGAUGUAUAUACGGAUUCUCACCAUCAGCUACGCCCACGUGAAAGCCAUUCGUGCUCAAACGACCCUGUAUAAUAAUAACCUGGAUGGUAAUGCCGAUAAACAGACGUCUAAUAGUAAUACGUUACGGGAGCAUCGCGCUACCAUUACCCUGUUUAUUAUUAUGGGAGCGUUCUCCAUCUGCUGGCUGCCGUAUUUUACACUUUUUACCAUCAGUCCCCGGCUGGAGGAAACUCACACUCAACCGGAUCCGCUGGUGGCCGAAAUAUUUUUAUGGAUGGGGUACUUUAAUUCCUUUGUCAAUCCCUUUGUAUACGGCAUGACCAACCGGGAAUAUCGUAAUGCGUUCAAAUUGUUGUUAUGCAGCUGGCGGAAGUCGCAGAAUCCUGUGAUGCAUCCACGUGAAACUGAUUUAAUGUGCAUGUAGUUGGCGCGGGACCGACUACUUAACUGUACCGUUCUAAUGUUCGUCAACAUUCUGCGGGAGAAUUUUUCUAUUAUAGCACUUCUAAUCAGAUCUGGCUUAAGAAACAUGACAUUCCUCAUUUGAUUACCGAGACUUCUACCGACCGACGACGAUGACGACGUCGUCGCGGGCCGAUAUAUCUCUCUAUCAAUGCUGGCAAUUGAAGUGUGCACACCAAGUUGACAUUUGUUCUUAGGGAUACUUGAACGGCGCACUUUAAAAUAAACCAAACCCAAAUGACCGGCAACAUGCCUGGAAGCUGUAUAAGAGAGCGAGAGCGUGGUGGCGGUGUGGUCUCCUGCUGCGUAAAAAGACAAGACCAAUUAA